Molecule: messenger RNA, 1783 nt
Organism: Lucilia sericata (common green bottle fly)
Lineage: Eukaryota; Metazoa; Arthropoda; Insecta; Diptera; Calliphoridae
Product: myotubularin-related protein DDB_G0290005
Exons: 1
Coding region: 258-1445 (395 amino acids)
Source: RefSeq, a predicted model, not a curated record
UCUCUGAUAUCAACACACAUGGAAUAAAAACAAAAUCAAAAAUAACAAAAACAAACACACGCAUAACAAUUGCAACGUUGUCAGAUGUUUUUUCAAACACACACAUAACAAAAUACCACAAAAAGAACGGACAACUUGAAGAAAAGAAAAUAUUAAAUUACUAAUAACACGCAAAAAAGGGUGUAAAUUAUUAAAACAAACAACUUUAUAAUGGUCUAUUAGUUAUUAAAAUUGCAAAAAACUAAAGCUCAAAUAAAAUGAAAUCCUUUAAAUUAUGGGUGCUGGUGUUUAGUUUCAGUGUUGUGGCAUUUUACAAAACGACCCACGCAGAGUUGGUGUCCGGAGGAGGAGGAGAAAAAAAUUCAACAAUUGCAGCAGCUAAUGGUAGUGGUAAAGAAAAUAAAACUGUUAUAGAACUUAAUAAAGAUAUAACAGUUAACACCGGACUAAAUUUGGAUAAAACUUGGGCCGAACUUAAUGGCACCGAAGCCUCGAAUAUACCCAAAGUACGCAAGGUAACACCCGUGGACAAUGACAGUUUGGAAAGAAAGACAAAGGUGGAGGCUGUUAAACUGAAUGGCACUAAUGCUACAGAACAGAAAGUAAUAAGUUCAACCUUGGCUACACCAACAGCCAAAGUAACUAAAAUUUUAACAGAAGCUGGUGUGGUGGAUGUGAAAGUGCCAGAGAAAAAUGUCACGGAAAAUAAUAAUAAAGAUGAAGAAAAGGUUGUAGAAAGCAAAACUAUAUUGAAUACAACUGUAACUACACAAAGUAGUUUGAUUGGCAAAAAUGAAACAGCUACGUCUUCAAUAAAUUCCAAGAAUUCUACAGAGGUUAGCACAAAGCAAGAUAAAAAUGACAACACUAAUACAAAAGAGGCAACAAAACCCACGGCCAAGGUAAGCACUAACACAACAACAGUAAUUACCACGCCAGCAACACCCUUAGAAGCAACAAAACUUAAAAAUGAUAACAUUACCAGCACACAGGCUACUUCAACCAAUAAGCCAGUUAACAGUAGCAACAGCACUACCGCUACUACUUCAAGCACAACAACUACCACCACUACUACCACAACAACAACCACGACGACGACAACAACCACAACUACUACACCCAAGCCAAAAAAGCCCACUAUUACCUAUAGCAUUCAAGAUUUUCCCGAUUUAGAAAAAGACAAUCCAGAUUUGAAAAAUCUACUACAAACCAAUAACAAAUUACCCCUACUACCCGAUGGUCCUUAUGCUCAACCUUCACAAGAAUUCAAUAAUAAUUCCUUUCAUCGUGGACGUGAUUUCAUUUUACCCAUUGUAUCUAUGAUCUUUAUAAUACCUUUGGUUAUUGGCAUUUUAAUAACCUCCUACAGGCGUUUCCGUGAUUGUUGGUCAACACGCCAUUAUCGCCGUAUGGAUUUUUUGGUAGAUGGCAUGUACAAUGACUGACAUCGUUGUCCGCAAAGGCAACUAUUAUUGGCUCAAACAAAUAAUGAGGAUGAGGAUCAACAGCAGCAGCAGCAACGUCAUCAUCUUCAAGCAGCCAAUGUUUGUGAUGAUGAUGAAGAUGAUGAUGUUUGGAAUUUAUCGGAAAUUGCUUAGCAUUAUAAAAUUUCCUCCCACAUAAAAAAAUAAAACAUUUUUAAAAACUCUCCCUAAUAGUGUUGCUACCAAGUAAAGUGUAAAAAAGUAAAACUUUUUUCCUUUAAAAAAAAAAAAAAUUAUAAAAAAUCCUCAUUAUUUGCCUCAAACAAGGAGUGAGAUUUGUAAUAAAACACACAACUUCC